AUUUUAUAUUAGUUAAUAAAUAUUUAUAAAUUAUUAAACUAUAGUAUACCUAGUUUCUAGUUGGGUAUUUAUUUUUUUAAUUUUGAGAAAUGUUAAUUUCAAUAUCUUUAAAAUAUUAUAUUAAUAAAGAUUAUACUGUGUAGUUAGUACUACCUACCUACAAACAUAUUUUAAUACAAAUUAAAAUAUAGCUCGGUAUUAGCUAAAUAAGAGUUUUAUUUUAUUUUUUUUCUAAUCUUUCUUGUUUUUGCCAAGUAUUUUAUUCUGAUUGCUGUGUAUAAUGUCAUCAGUUAAGGAAGUUUUCAAAGUUAGUUUUCAACUUUUAGCUCAACAAACAGAUAAUGUUAUCAAGGAUUUCUUGAGGCUUACCAAAGAUUUUAUGGACAAUGGACCUAAUGCCAUUCUUUAUAAUAAAGCUGCAGAAAAGUUGCAGAUUGAUGAAGACAAAAUUGUAUCAAUUGUAAAAAGCAUAUGUCUUAUGUGUGUGCAAAGCUGUAAGCAUAAACUAACUGAUAUAGAAAUGAAGGAAUCACUAACAGAAUAUGGUUUUAAUGAUACCAAAUUAGACAUGAUUAUAUUAUUUUUUGAAAACCAAAAACCUCAUUUACUAGAUAUUUUAUCAUCUAGCGCAUUUGUAUUUCCACAUUUCAAAGAAUUAGAAUGGCGAUUUGAAACUGAUAUGGGAUCAAGAUCUUUAUUACAUCAAACAGUACCAGUUGUUACAUUGAAAUUAGAUUUAGAAAAAAAGAAUGUUUUCGAAACAUUAUACCUACAAACAGAUCCAUUAAACUUGGUUCACAUCAAAGAUACACUAGAGGCUGCUUUGAAACAGAACCAAUCCCAAUGGAUAAGGAAAAUACGUAGAAAAUUGAAAUAAAGUUUUUGAAAACUUACCUUCACAAUAAAAUAAUAUGCAUAGAUGAUGACAAGCAAUGGUAAAAAGUAUGCGAACAUUGCAUAUACUAAAACAUAACUACGACUGUGCCACGUCAGAGUUAAAUAAUCAGUGCCACAUGCUGUCAUGUUUGCUUCUGGUACAUAUCUACAAGACACAUAAAUUUAAAUUAUCCUUUAAGUACAUUUUUCCUGUGUAUUUUUUUUUUAAUUUACCGGCUCCAUCCAAAAAAAGGGGUUAAAGUCCAAAAAAGUCCAUGCA
Messenger RNA from Aphis gossypii (cotton aphid), 1156 nucleotides. RefSeq lists its product as uncharacterized. The coding region runs from base 281 to 877 and encodes 198 amino acids. NCBI's taxonomy places the organism in Eukaryota, Metazoa, Arthropoda, Insecta, Hemiptera, Aphididae. The transcript has 6 exons. The record is from RefSeq and is a predicted model, not a curated record.